CCAGACGCAGACAUCACAUAGAGACACAGAGACCGCGCGGGGAUACAGCCAGCAGAGAAAUCCUGUUUUUUUUUUGUGGACAAAUAUCUGACUACAACAGUGCCUUUUAGGACUGAUCAACAAGAGCCAGCGGACGCCUGAGACAGAGCUCACAGAGAAGAUGCCUUUCUGCAACGUGCUGGAGAAGAGCGACGGUGUGGUGGUGGGAACCGAGCUCACCUGCAGUGUGCGGGAGGAGAACAAGGCUCAGAGGGAGAGCUACAGUGCCGACUGGAUCAGUGUCUGUCUCAAGACCCAGCCUCAGGACAGACAGACCAUGAACAUGAACGACAUCUCCAGAAGGGAGACUCUGUCCCGGCAGUGGCAGGUCCGCACCCUGGUACAGUCCUGCCCCUCCGGGGUCUACAGGGUGGGCACCGUGGAAAGAGGGGUGAAGGAGCACCAGCUGCUGCCCAAGAGAAACACCCUCCCACUGCCCAUCUUCACGCCCGCGGAGCUGGGCCUCAGGCUGGGCCGCGGAGCCCCGCACACGGAGCAGGACCUGCUGCCCUUCCCCACCCCCGACGGGGUCUGUCCCAGCAAGAGGUCCGUGGACGAGAUCACCAAGGACCUGCCGCCCGUCAAGCCCACCCGCAUGGAGUUCGUCAAAGCACCCAAAAUCCUCGGCCGCUCCAUGUCCCAGGAGGCGCAGAGAGGCUGAAACCUAGGAGCGAAAGAGAAAGAGAGGGCCUAUUAGGGAGCAGCGGGGUAGGCAUGAGACGAGAAAGAACAUGACAGGAGAGGUGUACAUAUGUAGAGGCGUUUCUAGUGGAAUUCAGCAUCCUAGAAGUUUAGCACCCUUUAAGUUACACUUUGUCGAUGUUGGAAUUUGAUGGUCAGGUAAUAAUAGGUAAUGACGUAGGUCUGUGACCUGUGGCGGUCGGUGGAAAAUGACGUGCAAGGAAAAGAAGCGAUGUAGGACAGCGUGACGAAAGAUGGAAAGCGGGAAAGGGGGAGUCAGGAGGGGCAUGGCGGGAUGAGGGGUGAGAGAGCGUGCCUUGGAGUUGGUCACCCUCCAGGUCUCCAGAAGCCAGUGCCAGCCUCUGAUCCGUGUGCAGAGAACAGAAUGCACUGGCAUGAUGACACGGUGCGGCUGUACACAUAAGCGUGCUCAUUUGUGUUUGCCCAUUGAUUCUUCUUAUUAAACCCAAUAACCGGUUCUACACUGGUAAUAACCGACCUGCCGUGUUACCCGAGUGCUAGCACAAUCUGACAGAAGAACAAGUAGUACGAUAGCUGAACAGAUUUAAGGGCAUGUAAAUUAAUUUAAGACGUGUGCAAUAAUGUUUUUUCCUAGAACUGUAAUAUUUUUACAAAUAAAAGUUGAAACACUG
Molecule: messenger RNA, 1373 nt
Organism: Menidia menidia (Atlantic silverside)
Lineage: Eukaryota; Metazoa; Chordata; Actinopteri; Atheriniformes; Atherinopsidae
Source: the annotation of a GenBank genome assembly